Molecule: messenger RNA, 4008 nt
Organism: Mixia osmundae IAM 14324
Lineage: Eukaryota; Fungi; Basidiomycota; Mixiomycetes; Mixiales; Mixiaceae
Exons: 12
Coding region: 1-4008 (1335 amino acids)
Biological process (GO): proteolysis
Cellular component (GO): fungal-type vacuole
Molecular function (GO): serine-type carboxypeptidase activity
Source: RefSeq, a predicted model, not a curated record
AUGCACGUCUUUCUCUGGCUUGCGCUGAUUGGUUCAGGCCAUCUGGCGCGAGCACAACAGAUCGUCUUCAGUGCGUCUUAUGAUGCGCCGAUACCGUCGACGCGGCCAGUGAGGAUACUGCGACACGAAGCAUUGGCUGAUCACCGCGUGAGACUCGUCGAACCACAGCUGACUUGCGACUUCACCCAGAAGCGUUACUCGGGCUACCUCGAUGCUCCUUCACCUACAACGGGCGAUGACGAGGGCAGACAUCUCUUCUUUACCCUGUACGAAAGUCGCAACGAUCCGUCCAAUGAUCCCGUCCUACUCCUCCUGAAUGGCGGCCCUGCUUGCUCGACCUUUACGUACAACUUGCAAGAAGUCGGGCCUUGUCUGCUGCACAAGAAUGACGCCGGUGCUUUCGCGCUCAAGUACAACCCAUACUCGUGGUCGAACAAUGCAACGACGAUCAUGCUAGAUCAGCCCGUCGGGACCGGUUUCAGCUAUGCCGACUCGGGUGAUCGCGGUGUCUGGUCAACACCUGAUGCCGCCAGAGACGUCCACGCCUUUGUGAAAAUCAUCAUGCAAGCUAUGCCGCAUCUUGUCAAUUCACACGGUAUUCACAUGAUCGGCGAAUCGUACGGCGGGAGAUAUGUACCCCUGAUGGCAAAGCAUUUGCUUUCUGCUGCCGAUCCCAUCCCACUCAAGAGCAUCUCCCUGCAAAAUGGCUGGACGGAUCCGAAGAGACAGUACGAAUCUGGCUACUAUGCUUCGCUUUGCACGAACCAAUCCGCUUACGGACCGAUUCUCGAUGCGCCAAGUUGCGAAAAGAUGCUCUCAAAUCUACCACAAUGUCUCAAGCUCAUGCAGUCGUGCUAUGACCAUCAGAACAACACACUCGUAUGUAUAGCUGCCGAAGCCUACUGCGAACGCACUCAGGUCGAUCCUUUCACAAAGACCGGUCGCAAUCCCUACAAUGUCAUGCGUCAUGGCGACUAUGCCGAAGACGCCUGGAUCGAGGAGUACCUCAAUCAAGAGACAGUCAGACACGAUCUGGGCGUUGAUCACGAAGCCGGCAAAGGCGUUCGCAAAUUCAAAGGUUGCGGCUCAAAGACGUUUGCUCAGUUCACUGCCACGGGCGACGGCGCUAAGCCUUCAUACGAAGAAGUGGUCUAUACGCUGUCGCAUCAAGUCCCCGUGCUGGUCUACGCUGGCGACUACGAUCUCAUCUGCAAUGCGCUUGGCAAUGAAGCUUGGACACUGGCGCUAGACUGGCCAGGCAAAGAGGCAUACAACAGCUUACCGCUUACCGAUUGGUUCGCUUCGCCAGAUGCAAAGCAACGAGCUGGCGAGAUGCGAUCGUUUGGCAACCUCAGCUUUGCAACAGUCAACAAAGCGGGUCAUUUCGCGCCCUACGAGCAACCUGUCAACUCGCUCGCCUUGAUACAAGCAAUGACCUUGCGGGGCGCAAACGUUGGUCCGAGGAGUAAGACCGCAAGGCCGACCGAGCAGGCCGAUGACUCUUGGCCGGGACCCUAUAAGGUCCAAGGACAUGCCAUCAUCUGCUCAGCAGCCAUGGGGGGCAAAGUCAUCGUUUUGAUCACCGGCGCCAAUACUGGCAUAGGCUACGAGACGGUCAAGCAGCUCUUGACCUCUAACAAGGCCUAUCACAUUAUCGCUGCCGGUCGAUCACUAGAGAAGAUCAACACAGCAGUAGAAGAGCUCAAGAGCGGUACCCCGAAGUCUCACAGUACUCUGUCAACCGCACAGAUCGAUGUGGAGAGCGAUGAAUCGAUCGCGAAAGCAGCAGAGGCUGUCGAGCGUGAAUACGGCUACAUCGAUGUGCUCAUCAACAACGCUGGCGCACAGUUCGAUAAGGAGCUGCAAACCGGCACGAUGACGCUUCGUCAAGUCUGGAACAGGGCCUACGACAUCAACGUGACCGGCACGCACGCGAUGACAUUGGCUUUCGCGCCUCUUUUUCUCAAAUCGAAAGAAGCCCGGGUCCUCUUCAUCACUUCCGGCCUGUCGACGCUCGAGGGUGGUUCGGCCGCUUUGAAAGGUGAUCUCGGGCCGUUCAAAGUACCUGCUGGUUGGCCAAAGCCGCCCGGACCGAGUUAUAGUGCGUAUCGCUCAAGCAAGACGGGUAUGAACAUGAUGGUGCUAGAAUGGAAACGAAUUCUCAAGGAAGACGGUGUGAAGAUCUUCCUCAUCUCGCCCGGAUUUCUUGCCACUGGCUUGGGCAACAACCGCGAGGCACUCAAGAAAGCUGGAGCGGGCGAUCCGAGUGCUGGUGGUGAGAUCAUCGUCGCAACGGUCGAAGGCAAGAGAGAUGCCGAUGUGGACAAGAUUGUCAAUGCUUCGGGUACUCAGCCAUGCCCGGCAGACGGUCCAGCCACUUUUGUUGGAUCAGCAGAGACGCUCAUCAUGAUCCGCGAUGGUCACUCGCUGCGCAACAAGCAGUUCACUCGUGCGCUCUAUGAAUGCUCAACCUCCUCGCUGAUUGCUCGACCAAAGUGGACAAUGUCGCCGGGUUUCAGAGUCAUCAGACACCAGGCGUCUGCGACCAUCCUUUGCGGUGGCAUCCAUGCCAGCCGUCCUCGUAUCUGCCCUACCGCCGUCCACGAAGAACCGUGCGAAACCCCUCUGCGCGUUAUGACCGCGCUGCAGAUCGAGCCCGCCGCCUUGCCCUCGGUUCUUGUGUAUCGACCAAUCUUCUCGGCAUUCGGCGUUUGCUCCAUCCUCGACGAAGGAGAGCUCAGACCGCCCGCAUGCCAGAGCUAUAUUCUGGACGAAACCUUUACAAUUACCAUCGUCGGGCGCUGGACGCCGAAUCUGUACGUCGACCCGUCGCAAGUCUUGUUCGAUAGGAUCCGAGCAUUCGUCAAGCUGAAGCAAGUCGUACGCGGCAUGAGACCUCAAGACACUUUCCUCAUCUUUGGCAUCCGGUAUGAACUGCCCGGCACAACCCAGACAAGCUGGAUGUACGAUGAUCAGCAUUGCUGUGCUUUGACCAGCAGCAUCAGACUGCUUCUCGGAGGAUUCGUGCCGCAGGCGAGCUAUCAGACCAUCGAAGCGGAUGCUGCGCUAGCUGCAGCUUGUCGACCGCAUGCCCGUUCGCGCUGGGAUGGGGCAUGUGCACAGGAUUACAAGCGACCUCAUACGUAUCCUUGCGAGCGUGUCAGCCGAACGAUGCGCGUCGAGAUGGACCCUAGACAGCACAGUCCCCAGGCAUCUUUCAGCCCUUGCGCAUCCCUUUCAUCGAUGCACAACUUCCUUUACUGGCUCGGCUUGCUCUGCUUUGGGUUGCUCGAGCGCGGACAACAAGCGACCGGACAGGUCGAGGACCUCUUGACGUGCUCUUCAGACAAGGGCCAAGGUGGAACAGCCAGAUAUGAUGGCGCCCUCGAAAUACUGCUGAUCGUCAAAGACAAAGUCAGCAUGAAGUUCCUCGCGCUCCUUUCAAAGCCUGUCGUUGCGGGCGACCUGCCGAGCGUGCAAAUCUAUAGUCCCGAGUUCACAGGCGCAGGCUCUUGUAUGGCACCGAGAGUAGGAGAGCCUCGCCCAGUUCAUCUGCCUUCGAUGAUCGAUACAGUGAACGGUCUCUUAGCGAUCACAGCGCGAGGCAGUCCGUCAAUGCUCAAUUACAUGAAACCUGACUUCUUUAUCCUCCAUAACGCGGCAAAGAUGCAGCUAGAGUUGCGCGGCUUCUCUGAUUCCGCAAUGACGUUUCUCGCGCGAUUUCGACAAUACGGGACUGAGCAGAGCUGGACGGACGAGGAGAUGAAGGCUUGCUGCACAGUCUUCAGCGAGAUGAUCCUCAAGCUCGGCGUAUCCGUGCAGAUGUUUCAAUGGCAGGACACUUUGCCAGACGGCAUCAUAUUGACCGCAUGCUUUCCUAAUCCUGCAGGACCCCGUAACAAAGCUUGCAAGCCCACGGCAGCGUUUCGGCCGCCUGCCCGUUACCCUUGUUUGCAUCCUCAUCGGCUCUUCGAGAUGCGCACUCCUCCCACUAUCGCAAGUAGCUGA